AUGCGCUCUAUUCCCUGGCUGAUUCGCUUAAAGCCUCUACUCUUAACCUGCAAGGAUACAACCUCCAUAACCCAAAUCCACGCCUUGCUGAUCACUGUCGGUCUCUACCCCAAUGGCAGCACCGUCAGUCGCUUAAUCGCUUCGUAUGCCCGCGCCGGCGGCAUAGAAACCGCACGCCAAGUGUUCGACAAAACGCCUCAGAGAGGCGUUGAUGCAUGGAACUCGAUCAUCGUUGCGUACUCUCAUGAACGUUCCCCAAGUCAAGUUCUGGGUCUUUACCAUAGAAUGAUAGCCGAGGGAGUUAGGCCUGAUAGCUCUACUUUUACUGUGGCACUCAAAGCUUGCUCGACCUUGCCGGACUUACACGUGGGAAAGGAAAUUUGGCGUCAAGCUGUGGAUUUUGGAUACCAGGGUGAUGUGUUUGUUGCGUCGUCUGUUCUAAAUUUGUUGGCCAAGUGCGGGAGAUUGGAUGAAGCGAAGGCGGUGUUUGAUAAGAUGGCGAGGAGAGAUGUUGUGAGCUGGACCACUAUGGUAACUGGGAUCCUGCGCAGUGGACAGCCGUUAGAAGCAGUGGACAUGUACAGGAGAAUGCAGAAGGAGGGGAUUGAAGGAGAUGGGGUUAUAAUGGUGGGCUUAAUCCAGGCUUGCUCUGAACUUGGAGAAAUUACGGUGGGUCUUUCAGUUCACGGAUACAUGGUUAGGAGAGAGAUACAUAUGAAUGAUGUAGUUGUUAGGACUAGCCUUGUGGAUAUGUAUGCUAAAUGCGGAAAAUUGGAGCUUGCUUCUCGUGUUUUCAGAGAGAUUCGUUUUAAAAAUGCUGUUUCCUGGGGUGCGCUGAUAUCCGGCUAUGCGCAAAAUGGUAUUGCAGGAACUGCACUUGAAUUGUUGAUUGAGAUGCAGAGUUCUGGGGUGAAGCCAGAUUCAGUUUCUCUCAUCAGUGCAGUUUUGGCAUGUUCACAAGUAGGGCAAUUGAAACUAGGGAAGUCAGUACACGGAUAUAUCCUUAGAAAGCUCAACUUCGAGCAGAUUUUAGCGACUGCUUUGGUAGACAUGUAUGCCAAAUGUGGAUCACUUGCUUGUGCUCGAAUUUUGUUUGACCGAGUAGAUUCAAGAGAUCUAAUCAUGUGGAAUGCCAUGAUUUCCAGCUAUGGGAUCCAUGGCCAUGGAGAGGAAGCCCUCUCACUCUUUCUAGCGAUGACAGUAACAGAAGACGUGAAACCAGAUCAUACAACUUUUGCUUCACUUCUUUCAGCUCUGAGUCACUCAGGAUUAGUGGAAGCAGGGAAAUGUUGGUUUCAUAAAAUGGUCAACGAAUUUAAGAUUCAAGCUAGUGAGAAGCACUUUGCAUGCAUGGUCGAUCUUUUAUCCAGGGCAGGGCGAGUGGAAGAAGCAUGUCAGCUCAUUGAGUCCAUGGACUCUGAACCAGGACUUGCUGUUUGGGUUUCCCUAUUGUCAGGCUGUCAUAACUGCAGGAACGUAAUGAUAGGAGAGGUGGCAGCAAAGAAGAUACUUGAGUCGAACGCAAAUGACUCUGGAACUUAUUCGUUGGUUUCUAACUUCUUUUCCAUGGCCAAGAAGUGGGAUGAAGUCUCUGUUUCAAGGAGGACCAUGAAAAGGGCGGGAGUGAGGAAAGUGCCUGGUUUUAGUUCAGUGGAAGUGAAUGGAAAACACCAAGCUUUUCUAAUGGAAGACAGGAACCACCAUCAGUACGAGGAUAUCUUACAAACAUUGGAUAAUUUGGUACAUGAGAUGACAUCCAUCAGUGCAAAUCAAGACAGCGUAUGUUUACUGAAUGAUCUUGUAGGGGACUAG
Linum tenue is the source of this 1812-nucleotide messenger RNA. Lineage: Eukaryota; Viridiplantae; Streptophyta; Magnoliopsida; Malpighiales; Linaceae. The record is from the annotation of a GenBank genome assembly.